AUGUGGCCGCGACUGGCCCUUUGUUGCUGGACUCUGGCGCUCGUUGCAGGCUGGGCCAACUUUCCGCAGCUGUCCCCGUCUCGCAAUUUUAGUUUCCGCUUCUUCCCGGAGGCCGCGCCUGGGGCUCCGGGGCGGCUGCUCGCCAGAGCGCCCGCGCCGGGCGAGGAGGACGCGGACGCCGCAGCCGCCACCGGCGAGAGCAAAGUGGAACGGCUGGGUCAGGCGUUCCGGCGGCGCGUGCGGCGCUUGCGGGAGCUCAGCGAGCGCCUGGAGCUGGUCUUCCUGGUGGACGAGUCUUCCAGCGUGGGCCAAGCCAACUUCCUCAGCGAGCUCAGGUUUGUCCGCAAGCUGCUGUCCGAUUUCCCCGUGGUACCCAGCGCCACGCGCGUGGCCAUCGUGACCUUCUCGUCCAAGAACAACGUGGUCCCGCGCGUCGACUACAUCUCCACGCGCCGCGCCCACCAGCACAAGUGCGCCUUGCUCAGCCGCGAGAUCCCCGCCAUCACCUACCGUGGCGGUGGCACCUACACCAAAGGUGCCUUCCAGCAAGCCGCGCAAAUUCUUCGUCAUUCUAGAGAAAAUGCAACAAAAGUUAUAUUUCUUAUUACUGAUGGAUAUUCCAAUGGGGGAGAUCCUAGACCCAUUGCUGCAGCUCUGAGAGAUUUUGGAGUGGAGAUCUUCACUUUUGGCAUUUGGCAAGGAAAUAUUCGAGAACUGAAUGACAUGGCUUCCACCCCAAAGGCGGAACAUUGCUUCUACUCCCACAGUUUUGAAGAUUUGAGGCUUUAGCUCGACCGGGCAUUGCAUGAAGAUCUUCCUUCUGGGAGUUUUAUUCAAGAGGACAUGUCCCAUUGCUCCUAUCUGUGCGAAGCUGGCCGAGACUGCUGUGAUCGAAUGGCGAGCUGCAAAUGUGGGACCCAUACAGGUCAAUUUGAGUGUAUCUGUGAAAAGGGGUAUUAUGGGAAAGGUCUACAGUAUGAAUGUACAGCUUGUCCAUCAGGGACAUUCAAACCAGAAGGUUCACCAGGAGGAAUCAGCACUUGCCUUCCAUGUCCUGAUGAAAAUCACACCUCUCCACCUGGAAGCACAUCUUUGGAGGAUUGUGUUUGCAAAGAAGGCUACCAGGCAGUGGGACAGACCUGUAAAGUUGUCCACUGUCCUACUCUGAAGCCUCCUGAAAAUGGUUACUUUAUCCAAAACACUUGCAAUAACCACUUCAAUGCAGCCUGUGGGGUCCGAUGUCACCCUGGAUUUGACCUCGUGGGAAGCAGCAUCUUCCUGUGUCUACCCAACGGUUUGUGGUCCAGUUCAGAAAGCUCCUGCAGAGUAAGAACUUGCCCUCAUCUCCAGCAACCCAAAUAUGGCCACUUGAGCUGUUCCACAAGGGUAAUGUCCUACAAGACAAUAUGUUUGGUUACCUGUGAUGAAGGUUACAGAUUAGAAGGCAAUGCUAAACUUACCUGUCAAGAAAACAGCCAAUGGGAUGGUCUUGAACCCCGGUGUGUGGAACGCCGUUGCUCAACCUUUCAGAAGCCAAAAGGUGUCAUUCUAUCCCCUUCAAACUGUGGCAGACAGGCAGCCAGACCUGGAACUGUUUGUCAGUUAAGUUGCCGCCAAGGAUUCAUUUUAUCUGGAGUCAGAGAAGAAGUGAGAUGUACCAUCAAUGGAAAAUGGAGUGCCAGAAUUCAAACAGCUGCUUGUAAAGAUGUGGAAGCUCCACAAAUCAAAUGUCCUGAGGACAUAGAGGCUGAGACUCAGAAACAACAAGACUCUGCUAAUGUCACCUGGCAAAUCCCAAUGGCCACAGACAACUCUGGAGAAAAGGUAUCACUCCAUGUUCAUCCAGCUUUUACUCCACCUUACCUUUUCCCAAUUGGAGAUGUUGCUAUCACAUACACAGCAACUGACCAAUCCAGCAACCAAGCCAGCUGCACUUUCCAUGUCAGGGUUAUAGAUGUAGAGCCACCUUCCAUAGACUGGUGCAGGUCCCCACCUGCAAUCGAGGUGUCCGAGAAGGAGCAUGCUGUGAUUUGGGAUGAGCCUCAGUUUUCUGACAACUCAGGAGCUCCAUUAGUCAUCACCAGAAGUCAUUCACCAGGAGACUUGUUCCCGCAUGGGGACACUGUCGUGAGGUAUACAGCUACUGAUCCAUCGGGCAAUAACAGAACAUGUGAUAUCCACAUUGUCAUAAAAGGCUCUCCCUGUGAAGUUUCAUUUACACCUGUCAAUGGGGAUUUUGUAUGUACUCAAGAUAGUUUUGGAGUUAAUUGUACACUAAGAUGUUUAGAGGGCUAUGAUUUCACAGAAGGGUCAACUGGAAAAUAUUUCUGUUCUUAUGAAGAUGGUAUCUGGAAACCACCAUAUUCCAUUGAGUGGCCUGACUGUGCUAUAAAACGGUUUGCAAAUAAUGGGUUCAAGUCCUUUGAAAUGUUAUAUAAAGCAACUCGCUGUGAUGACACAGAUAUGUUAAAAAAAUUUUCUGAAGCCUUUGAGACCACUCUGGGGAAAAUGGUCCCAUCAUUUUGUAGUGAGGCCGAUGACAUUGACUGCAGACUGGAGACUCUGACCAAAAAAUAUUGUCUCGAAUAUAAUUAUGACUAUGAAAAUGGCUUUGCAAUUGAACCAGUGGGCUGGGAUGCAGCUAACAGAGUAGAUUACUCUUAUGAUCAUUUUCUGGAUGCUGUACAAGAAUCCCCCAUGGCUGCUGACAAAACCAGAUCUUCACGGACACAAAGAAGCAUACCAGAGUCUAAUCACAAAAUUAAGUUAGUUUUUAACAUCACAGCUAGUGUGCCAUUACCUGAUGAAAGAAAUGACACCCUUGAAUUGGAAAAUCAGCAGAGACUCAUUAAGACAUUGGAAACUAUCACAAAUCAACUGAAAAGAACGCUUAAUAAGGAGCCCAUGAAUUCCAUUCAGCUUGCAUCAGAAACGCUGAUUGCCGAUAGCAAUUCCAUAGAAACUGGAAAGGCUUUUCUGUUCUGCAGACCGGGAUCAGUGCUGAGAGGGCGCAUGUGUGUCAAUUGUCCUUUAGGAACCCAUUAUUCUAUGGAGCAUUCUGUCUGUGAAAGCUGCUAUAUGGGAUUCUAUCAAGAUGAAGAAGGACAACUUGAGUGCAAAGCCUGUCCACCAGGGACUCAUACAGAAUACCUUCAUUCAAGAAGCAUCUCGGAAUGCAAAGUUUGGUGUAAACAAGGUACCUACUCAUCCACUGGUUUUGAGACUUGUGAAUCGUGUCCACUGAACACUUACCAACCAGCAACUGGUUCCAAGACCUGCCUUGCAUGUCCACAAAAUAGUUCAACUGUGAAAAGAGGAGCUGUGGAUAUUUCUGCUUGUGGAGUGCCAUGUUCAGUGGGAGAAUUCUCUCGUUCAGGGUUAAUGCCUUGUUAUCCAUGUCCUCAAGAUUACUACCAACCUGAAUCUGGGAAGUCCUUCUGCUUAUCUUGUCCCUUUUAUGGAACCACAACUUUCACUGGUGCAACAUCCAUCACAGAUUGCUCAAGUUUUAGUUCAACUUUCUCAGCAGCAGAAGAAAGUAUAGUGACUCAUUCUUCUGACCACAUAAAAACUAAGUAUGAAGUCAGCAAUCAGGUUUUUCAUGAAUGCUUCCUGAACCCCUGUCACAAUAGUGGAACAUGCCAACAAGUUGGACGUGGUUAUGUUUGUCUCUGUCUACCUGGAUAUACAGGCUUAAAGUGUGAAAUAGACAUUAAUGAAUGCAGUUCACUGCCCUGUCUCAACAAUGGAAUAUGCAAAGAUCAAGUUGGAGAAUUCAUUUGUGAAUGCCCAUCUGGCUACACAGGUCCAGUAUGUGAAGAAAAUAUAAAUGAAUGCAGUUCUAGUCCCUGUUUAAAUAAAGGUAUCUGUACUGAUGGCUUAGCUGGUUAUAGCUGUACUUGUGCAAAAGGAUACACAGGUAUGCACUGUGAAACGGAAGUCAAUGAAUGUGACCCAAACCCAUGCUUUCAUGAUGCCAUCUGUGAAGAUCAAGUUGGAGGUUUCUUGUGCAAAUGCCCACCUGGAUUUUUGGGUACCCUGUGUGAAAAAGACCUGGAUGAAUGUCUCAGUCAACCAUGUAAAAAUGGAGCUACCUGUAUAGAUGGUGCCAAUGGCUUCAGAUGCCAGUGCAUACCAGGUUUCUCAGGACCACGCUGUGGAUGGAACAUCAAUGAAUGUCACUCAAACCCAUGCAGAAAUCAGGCCACCUGUGUGGAUAAAAUUAAUUCGUACAGUUGUAAAUGUCACCCAGGAUUUUCGGGCAACAGGUGUGAAAUAGAACAAUCAAAUAAUUUUAACCUGGUCUUUGAAGUUUCUGGUAUCUAUGGUUAUGUCAUGCUGGAUGGAGUGCUUCCAACUCUUCAUGCUGUGACCUGUACAUUUUGGAUGAACUCCUCUGAUACUAUCAACUAUGGAACCCCCAUCUCCUAUGCCCUUGAGAAUGGCAUUGGCAGUGACAACACAUUCCUCCUGACAGAUUACAAUGGUUGGGUUCUUUAUGUGAAUGGCAAGGAAAAGAUAACAAACUGUCCCUCUGUGAAUGAUGGCAGCUGGCAUCAUAUUGCAGUUACAUGGACAAGUGCUGAUGGGGCCUGGAAAGUCUAUAUUGAUGGAAAGUUUUCUGAUGGUGGUGUGGGGCUCUCUGUUGGUUCACCCAUUCCUGGUGGGGGUGCACUAGUUCUUGGACAAGAACAAGACAAAAAGGGAGAAGGAUUCAAUCCAGCUGAGUCUUUUGUGGGUUCCAUAAGCCAGUUCAACCUCUGGGACUAUGUCCUGUCUCCACAGCAGGUGAAUUUGUUGGCUACCUCAUGCCCAGAGGAACUCAGUAAAGGAAAUGUGUUGGCCUGGCCUGAUUUUUUGUCAGGAGUUGUGGGUAAAGUGAAGAUUGAGUCCCAAAGCAUAUUCUGUUCUGAUUGCCCACCCUUAGAAGGAUCUAUACCUCAUCUGCGAACCACAGCAGUCAACUUAAAGCCAGGUUCCAAAAUCAAUCUGUUCUGUGAUCCAGGCUUCCAGAUGGUUGGAAAUCCUGUACAACAUUGUCUGAACCAAGGACAAUGGACACAACCACUUCCCCACUGUGAACGCAUUAGUUGUGGGGUGCCACCCCCUUUGGAGAAUGGCUUCUAUUCAGCUGAGGAUUUUAAUGCUGGUAGCACAGUGACCUACCAGUGUAACAAUGGCUACUAUUUAUUGGGUGAUUCAAGGAUGUUCUGUACAGAUAAUGGGAGCUGGAAUGGAAUCUCACCAUCUUGUCUUGAUGUUGAUGAAUGUGCAGUUGGGUCAGAUUGUGAUGAGCAUGCUUCCUGCCUGAAUACAAAUGGAUCAUACAUCUGCUCAUGUAUACCCCCCUACACAGGAGAUGGUAAAAAAUGUGCAGAGCCUGUAAAAUGUAAGACUCCAGAAGAUCCAGCCAAUGGGAAAUGGGACUCUUCUGAGGAGGCUUACACAGUGGGCGCCAGGAUCACAUGUUCAUGUGAGGAAGGAUACAGAUUGGCAGGAGUACCGAUAAUCACCUGUUUGGAGUCGGGAGAAUGGAAUCAUCCAGUCCCUUAUUGUAAAGCUAUCUCCUGUGGUGCACCAGUUAUUCCAGAAAAUGGUGGCAUUGUUGGAUCUACAUUUAUCUAUGGCAGUAAAGUAACAUACAGGUGCAACAAAGGACAUAUUCUGGAUGGUGAAGAAGAAUCAUCCUGUCUUGCUAGCGGUUCUUGGAGUCAUUCACCUCCUAAGUGUGUAGUGGUGACGUGCUCUAGCCCUGAAAGCAUCAGCAAUGGGAAAUAUCUUUUGAGUGGCCUUACUUACCUUUCCACUGCUUCUUAUUCCUGUGAAAGUGGCUAUAGCUUACAGGGCCCUUCUGUCCUCGAGUGCUCAGCCUCAGGCAGCUGGGACAAAGCGCCACCUAGCUGUCACCUCGUAUUCUGUGGAGAGCCACCUGCCAUCAAAGAUGCUGUCAUCAGCGGAAGUAACUUCACUUUCAGGAAUACAGUUACUUACACUUGCAAAGAAGGCUAUACCCUCGCUGGUCCUGACACCAUUGAAUGUUUGGCUAACGGCAAGUGGAGUGGAAGUAACCAGCAGUGUCUGGCUGUCUCCUGUGAUGAGCCCCCUAUUGUGGAACAUGCCUCUCCGGAGACUGCCCAUCGCUUAUUUGGAGACAUUGCAUUCUACUAUUGCUCAGAUGGCUACAGCCUGGCAGACAAUUCUCAGCUCUUCUGUAAUGCUCAGGGCAAGUGGGUUCCUCCAGAAGGUCAGACUGUACCACGUUGUAUAGCUCAUUUUUGUGAAAAUCCCCCAUCUGUCUCCUACAGCAUCUUGGAAUCUGUGAGCAAAGCAAAAUUUUCAAUAGGCUCAGUUGUGAGUUUCAAAUGCAUGGAAGGUUUUGUACUGAACACUUCAGCCAAGAUUGAAUGUAUGAGAGGUGGACAGUGGAAUCCUUCCCCCAUGUCCAUCCAGUGCAUCCCUCUGCGGUGUGGAGAGCCACCCAGCAUUCUAAAUGGCUAUGCAAGUGGAUCAAACUACAGCUUUGGAGCCAUUGUGGCUUAUAGCUGCAACAAAGGAUUCUAUAUCAAAGGGGAGAAGAAGAGCACCUGUGAAGCCACGGGACAAUGGAGUACCCCUAUUCCUACAUGCCACCCUGUUAUGUGCAAUGAGCCGCCUAAGGUUGAGAAUGGCUUUCUGGAGCAUACCACUGGCAAGAUCUUUGAGAGUGAAGCGAGAUAUCGGUGUAACCCCGGAUAUAAACCAGUUGGAAGUCUUGUGUUUGUCUGUCAAGCCAAUCGCCAUUGGCACAGUGAAUCUCCUUUGUCCUGUCUCCCUAUCAACUGUGGAAAACCUCCUCCAAUUCAGAAUGGCUACAUGACAGGAGAAAAUUUUGAAGUGGGUUCCAAGGUUCAAUUUUUCUGUAAUGAGGGUUAUGAACUUAUUGGUGAUCAUCUUUGGACAUGCCAGAAGUCUGGCAAAUGGAAUAAAAAAACAAACCAAAAGUGUGUGCCUGCCAAGUGCCCAGAACCACCACUUCUGGAAAAUCAACUGAUUUUAAAGGAGUUGACUACUGAGGUGGGUGUGGUAACAUUUUCGUGUAAAGAAGGGCAUGUCCUACAGGGACCUUCUGCUCUCAAAUGCCUACCAUCCCUACAAUGGAAUGAUUCCUUCCCUGUUUGUAAAAUGGUUCUUUGCCUUCCACCUCCCCUGAUUUCCUUUGGUGUCCCUGCUCCUUCUUCUCUUCAUUUUGGAAGUACAGUCAAGUAUUCUUGUGUAGAUGGAUUUUUCCUAAAAGGAGACACCACCACCUUCUGUCAAGCUGAUGGUACCUGGAGCUCUCCUUUACCAGAAUGUGUUCCAGUAGAGUGUCCCCAACCUGAAGAAAUACUCAAUGGCAUCAUUGAUGUGCAAGGACUUGCAUAUCUCAGCACAGCCCUGUAUACCUGUAAACCAGGCUUUGAGUUGGUGGGAAAUACUACCAUCCUUUGUGGAGAAAAUGGUCAGUGGCUUGGAGGAAAACCCAAUUGUAAACCUAUUGAGUGUCCAAAACCUAAGGAAAUUCUGAAUGGCAAAUUCUCCUAUACAAACCUACACUAUGGGCAAACCAUUACAUACUCUUGUGACCGAGGCUUUAGGCUUGAAGGGCACAAAGCCUUGACCUGUUUAGAGACUGGUAAUUGGGAUGUGGAUAUCCCAUCUUGUAGUGCCAUCCACUGUAAUCCCCCACAACCCAUUGAAAAUGGUUUUGUGGAAGGUGCAGAUUAUAGCUAUGGAGCCAUGAUUAUCUAUAGCUGCUUUCCUGGGUUCCAGGUGGCUGGUCUUGCCAUGCAAACCUGUGAGGAGUCAGGAUGGUCAAGCUCUAUCCCAUCAUGUAUACCCAUAGACUGUGGUCUCCCUCCUCACAUAGACUUUGGGGACUAUAUUAAGGUCAAAGAUGAUCAAGGAUAUUUUAACCAAGAAGAAGACAUGAUGGAAGUUCCAUAUAUGACUCCUCGACCUUCUCACCAGGUAGAAGCAAUAGCUAAAAGCACGAAGGAGUCUUCAAGUAUACAUUCAACAAACUUUCUCUUUGGCACUAUGGUUUUAUACUCCUGUAAUCCAGGGUAUGAAAUUUUGGGAAACCCUUUACUGAUUUGCCAAGAAGAUGGAAUUUGGAAUGGCAGUGCUCCAUCUUGCAUCUCAAUUGAGUGUGACAUGCCUACUGUUCCAGAAAAUGGCUUUUUACACUUUACAGAGACCACAAUGGGCAGUGCUGUGAAGUAUAGCUGUAAACCUGGACAUGUUCUGGUGGGCUCUGACAUAAGACUUUGUCUACAGAACAAAGAAUGGAGUGGUGUUUCCCCAUCGUGUGAAGCUAUUUCAUGCAAAAAACCAAAUUCGAUUAUGAAUGGCUCCAUCAAAGGAAGCAAUUAUACAUAUCAGAGUGUGUUGUUUUAUGAGUGUAAUCCUGGCUAUAUUUUGAAUGGAACCAAGAAAAGAACAUGCCAAGAAGACAAAAAUUGGGACGAGGAGGAGCCAUUUUGCCUUCCUGUGGAUUGUGGUUCACCCCCAAUAUCAGCCAAUAGUCAGGUGAAAGGAGAUAAGUACACAUUCCAAAAUGAGGUUGAGUAUAAUUGCACUGUAGGAUUCUCACUCGAGGGAGCCAGGAAUCGAAUUUGCCUUGAGGAUGGAAAUUGGAGUGGAACCACUCCCAUCUGUGUGCCUGUCAAAUGUGCCAUCCCACCACAAGUAGAAAAUGGGAUGAUGCAUGGCCUUGAUUAUAGCUUUGGUAAGGAAGUGGUGUUCCAGUGUCAUGAAGGCUACAUAUUGCAUGGUGCUUCAAAACUCACCUGUCAAUUAGAUGGCAACUGGGAUGCAGAGCUUCCUCUCUGUAAGCCACUCAACUGUCGACCUCCCGAAGACCUUCCCCAGGCCUUUCCUAAUGGAUUUUCUUUUGUUCAUGGAGGACAUAUACAGUAUCAGUGCUUUUCUGGUUAUAAGCUCCAGGGAAAUCCUUCAAGAAGGUGUCUCUCCAAUGGUUCCUGGAGUGGCAGUCCACCCUCCUGCCUGCCAUGCAGAUGUUCCACACCAGUAAUUCAAAAUGGAGCUAUUAAUGGGACAGAUUUUGGCUGUGGAAAGGCAACCCAGAUUUAUUGUUUCAAAGGCUUUAAGCUUCUGGGACUUUCAGAGAUCAUUUGUGAAUCCAAUGGCCAGUGGAGUACUUCCUUUCCACGCUGUGAACAUCCUAUUUGUGGUUCUCCUCCUAUAAUACCAAAUGCAUUUGUCAGUGAGAGCAGCUCUUUGGAAGAAAAUGGUAUAACUUACAACUGCAGAUCAGGGUAUACCAUACAGGGAUAUUCAGACCUGUUUUGUACAGAGAAAGGUACAUGGAGCCAGCCUUAUCCAGUCUGUGAGCCUCUCUCCUGUGGACCCCCACCGUCUGUGGACAAUGCAGUGGCAACUGGCGAGACAUACACUUAUGAAAGCAAAGUGAAACUCAGAUGCCUGGAAGGUUUUACGAUGGACACAGAUAUAGAUACAUUUACCUGCCAGAAAGAUGGUCAAUGGUUUCCUGAGACCAUCUCCUGCAAUCCUACAAAAUGUUCUCUACCAACAAACAUAGCACAUCUGCUUGUUCAUGGGGAUGAUUUCAGUGUAAAUAAGCAAGUGUCUGUGUCAUGUGCAGAAGGGUAUACCUAUAAGGGAGCUAACAUAUCGACAUGUCAGCUUGAUGGAACAUGGGACCCACCAUUCUCUGAGAAACCCUGCAUUCCAAUUUCUUGUGGCACACCUAAAAUUCCAGAACAUGGGUUUGUUGUUGGCAGUAGAAACAGCUUUCAAAGCAGAAUUUCUUAUCAAUGUGAACCUGGCUAUGAAUUAGAGGGGAACAGGGAACGUAUCUGUCAGGGGAAUGGAAAAUGGAGUGGAGAGGAAGCAACUUGCAGAAAGGCCAGAUGUGAAAUACCGCAUGAGUUCCUGAAUGGGAAAGCUGAUGUUGAAAACACUACCUCUGGACCUGUCUUGACAUAUUUCUGCAACAGAGGUUACAGCCUUGAAGGGGUGCCAGAGGCAUACUGCACUGAAAAUGGAACUUGGAGCCACCCAGUUCCUCUCUGCAAACCAAAUCCAUGUCCAGUGCCUUUUGUGAUCCCUGAGAAUGCAGUGCUUUCUGAAAAGGAGUUUUAUGUGGAUCAGAAUGUCUCUUUCAAGUGCAGGGAAGGUUUCGUGCUCCAGGGCCAUGGCGUCAUCACCUGCAACCCGGAUGAGACAUGGACACAAACAGAUGCCAGAUGUGAAAAAAUCUCAUGUGGCCCACCUGCUCAUAUAGAAAAUGCAAUUGCUCGCGGUAUACAUUAUCAAUAUGGGGACAUGGUCACCUACUCAUGUUAUAGUGGAUACAUGUUGGAGGGUUCACUAAGGAGUGUUUGCUUAGAAAAUGGAACCUGGACAUCACCUCCUAUUUGCAGAGCUGUCUGCCGCUUCCCCUGCCAGAAUGGAGGCAUCUGCCAACGCCCAAAUGCCUGUUCCUGUCCAGAGGGCUGGAUGGGGCGCCUCUGUGAAGAACCAAUAUGUAUUCUCCCAUGUCUGAACAGUGGUCGUUGUGUGGCCCCUUAUCAGUGUGAAUGCACAGCUGGCUGGACAGGAACCCGCUGUCAUACAGCUGUGUGCCAGUCUCCCUGCUUAAAUGGUGGAAAAUGUGUGAGACCAAAUCGAUGCCAUUGCCUCUCAGCUUGGACAGGACAUGACUGUUCCAGGAAAAGGAGAACUGGGUUUUGA
Messenger RNA from Suncus etruscus (white-toothed pygmy shrew), 10734 nucleotides. It is a transcript of the gene SVEP1, whose product is annotated as sushi, von Willebrand factor type A, EGF and pentraxin domain containing 1. Gene Ontology annotation, molecular function: calcium ion binding. The record is from RefSeq and is a predicted model, not a curated record. NCBI's taxonomy places the organism in Eukaryota, Metazoa, Chordata, Mammalia, Eulipotyphla, Soricidae.